Molecule: messenger RNA, 3381 nt
Organism: Beta vulgaris subsp. vulgaris (sugar beet)
Lineage: Eukaryota; Viridiplantae; Streptophyta; Magnoliopsida; Caryophyllales; Amaranthaceae
Product: TPR repeat-containing thioredoxin TTL1
Exons: 7
Coding region: 503-2602 (699 amino acids)
Cellular component (GO): cytoplasm
Molecular function (GO): protein binding
Source: RefSeq, a predicted model, not a curated record
GUGAAGGCAAAGGCGGAGAAGAUGGAGAUAGAGAAAAGAAGAGGAGAGAGAAAAUAAAAAAAAUAAAAGUGUGAAAUAAAUGCUCCUCCAUUUCUCUCCUUUCUUCUCUUCCCUUCCCCGGUUCCCCAACCCAUUAUCUCUCCUCCAAUUCUCCUCCUCUUUCUCUCACUACCUCUACCCUGCAACACAACAACAACAACAACAACUACUACAACAACUAAACCUCGAUUCCAAACCUCAACCCACAACCUUUUUUUUUUUUACUUCCUUAGUUUAAUAACACUCACAUUCUUUGCUUUCUUCUUUUUAUUUCACGAGAUCCCCAUCUUUUUUUUUCUUCUCUCUCUAAAACCUUCUUUCAUGUCUUCUUCUUCUUACCCACUUCUCCAUCUUCUCACUUAACUCUCUCUCUUUCUCUCUCCUCACUCACUCACAUUGUUCAAGAUUUUUCAGAAAUUUAAACUCUGUUUCUUUUGUUAUCAAGAUUUUCCCAGAAAAAAAGAUGGCGAAUAAUGGUAAACCCAUUUCAGAGCUAGGUAUAGAUACCCUUUCAGAUCGACUCAAAGACUCAUCUCUUUCAUUUACCAGCAACAACAAGCCCGAUUUCCGAGAACUCGAUCUGGGUUCACCGGUUUCUCCUUUACGAACUCGGACGAGUGCACCCACUCCGAGUUCUCUAACUACUACCACUACAACCACCACUACUACCACAACAACAAGCAGCUCUUCCAGCUCAUCCGGGUCAUAUUCGGGUCGUACAAACCCAAACCCGGUUCCAAAAACCCACUCCGGCGAACUCUCCGGUUCAACAGAGUCAACCCCAAGAACAACCAAACCGGGUCAUACCCGGUCCGACUCAUGCGGGUCAAGCGGGUCCCACCCGCUUAUAUACUCAGGAGGUGGUGGAUCCACGGUGAACUCGCCGCCGUUGAAUGUUCUUCCGACGGGAAAUAUCUGCCCGGCGGGCAGGACAUUGAAGACGGGCAUGGGAAUGGGAGCUGCCCGGACUGUGUCAAGGUCAGAUGUGUUGGGGUUAGGGAGAGGGAAUUAUGGACAUGGGAGUAUAAUGCGGUCAGGUGGUAGUGUAGCUGGCACUGCCCCUUCCCCUGCCCCUUCCCAGCGGUCAGGAGAAUUGCAGGAUCCGAUGAUGAUGAAGAAGAAGGUGAUGGGGAUAUCGGAUCCAGAGGAGGUAAAGAGGUUAGGGAAUGAGCAGUAUAAGAAGGGUCAUUUUGCUGAGGCAUUGACUUUAUAUGACCGAGCAGUCGAGCUUUCGCCGAAUAAUCCUGCUUACCGGAGUAACCGGGCCGCUGCAUUGACCGGUUUAGGUCGCCUUGCUGAGGCCGUCAGGAAUUCUGAGGAUGCUGUCAGUUUGGAUCCUGCUUAUGGAAGGGCUCACCUCAGAUUAGCCUCUUUGCUCAUUAGGUUAGGACAGGUAGAAGUUGCUAGAAAUCACCUAUUCUAUGCAGGACAGCAGCCUGAGGCAACAGAACUCCACAAGUUACAAGCAGUGGAGAAGCAUCUAAGUAAAUGUUCUGAUUUCCGGAAAAUCGGUGACUGGAAAAGCACAUUGCGAGAAGCAGAUGCUGCAAUUGCUGCUGGAGCUGAUUAUUCUCCUCAGCUUUUCUCUUGUAGAGCAGAAUCCCUUUUAAAGCUCCAGCAACUUGAUGAUAUAGAUAGCAUCCUAUCAAAUAUACCGAAAGUUGAACCAUCUCCGAACUGCUGUUCACAGAGUAAGUUUUUUGGGAUGCUUUCUGAGGCUUACCUCUUUUAUGUUCGGGCCCAGAUCGAGAUGGCACUUGGAAGGUUUGAGAAUGCAGUUACUUGUGCUGAGAAGGCUGGGAAGACUGAUCCUAGGAACUUUGAAGUUGCAAAACUGCUAAACAAUGUGAGGCUAGUGGCUAGAGCUCGUGCACGUGGAAAUGAUCUCUUUAAGUCUGAAAGGUAUACAGAAGCUUGUUCAGCUUAUGGAGAAGGCUUGAAGCUUGAUCCUUCCAACUCAGUUCUUUAUUGCAAUAGAGCUGCCUGUUGGUUCAAGCUUGGUAUGUGGGAGAAGUCUAUUGAAGAUUGUAACUUUGCUCUUCGCAUCCACCCAAAUUAUACAAAGGCCCUUCUUCGAAGGGCUGCUUCAAACAGCAAGCUUGAACAAUGGGGUGAAGCUGUUAGAGAUUAUGAAGUUUUGAGGAAACAACUACCGCAUGAUAAUGAAGUUGCUGAAUCUUUAUUCCAUACUCAAGUUGCAUUGAAGAAAUCGCGUGGUGAGGAGGUUUUCAACAUGAAAUUUGGUGGUGAUGUAGAAGAAAUUACAGGCCUUGAGCAAUUUAGAGCUACGAUAUCUUCGCCAGGUGUCUCUGUAGUUCAUUUUGAAAUUUCCUCAAACCCACAAUGUAAGCGCAUAUCCUCUUUCUUGGAUACGCUGUGUGGUCGAUACCCUUCCAUCAAUUUCCUCAAGGUCAAUGUUGAGGAGAGCGCAGAUGUAGCUAACGCUGAAAAUGUGAGAAUCGUACCGACAUUCAAGAUUUACAAGAAUGGUAGUCGGGUGAAGGAGAUUGUAAACCCAACAAGUGAAGUGUUGGAAGCUUCGGUGAAACACUAUAGUUUUUAACACACACACAACUACUUUUAUCUCUGUAAGUUUACUCAGAAAAUCUCUUGUUGCUGCAAUGAACCCUAGCGAUCCAACCCAAUUCCCUCCGUCCACCACUUAUUGGUCAAACUCCUUCCACAUACAAAUUCAAUCUUUUGCCCAUCCAACAUGUGAGGAUUACUGCUAGUUCACCUGUGACAUAAAAACCCGAGCUGCACAAUAAUCCCAAAUUAGGAACCAAUGCCAGAAGAACCAGGAGAGAUAGCUUAGAACCGCCUCCUCCCUUUUCCUCGCUCUUUUGCACCUUAUAAAUUUAUUCAUUCAUUGUCCACCGUGCUCUCUGGUUCCACCUUCAUCUGCCCAUAUUGCCUUUAUUUCAAAAAAUUAUUUUUUGGAGGGAGCUACUUUUCUUUUCAUUUUCACUUAGCCAGCAUCAUUCUUGUAAAACUCCGACCCUCGCCUAAAAUCUCUGUUUGAUGGAUGUGUGUAUACCUUGGUUAGUGCAGUCGCAAAGAAGAGAGGAGACAGAAUAGAGGUGGCUGGCCGGUAGCCGGUAGGAAAGAGGGAUUCUGUACAUGUAUAUAUGUUAAUGAUAUAUACAAAAAAAAAUACGAUUUCGAAGCGACGAUGACGGAGAUUGGAUGUCUGGUGGGUAAUUUAAUGGGUUAGUGAAUAGAAGGAUGAAUAUGAAUCAAAUGAAUGUUUAUUUUGAUAUUUUUUUUUUUUAUUUUGUUACUUUUGUUCAACCAUUUCCAAUUAUUUCAUCAAUAAAAUCCCCCCCUCCUCCCCUUCCAAUU